AUGGUCAACAUGACGGUCACACACGAUUCCCAUCGAGGGUCUUCUACCUCACAGGGAGCGGCCGGACUUGCUCUCGAGGAUCGGUUUGAAGUCCUGAAGGAAAUUGGAGAUGGAAGUUUCGGUAGCGUAGCUCUGGCAAGGGUGAGGACUGCAGGCGCCAGUGUAGCUCGCCGUGGCACUGUGAUUGCCAUUAAGACUAUGAAGAAGACAUUUGAGUCCUUCACGCCGUGCCUCGAGCUCCGCGAAGUCGUCUUUCUACGGACACUUCCACCACACAGCCAUUUGGUCCCAGCCUUGGAUAUAUUCCUCGAUCCUUUUACUAAAAAGCUCCAUAUUGCCAUGGAGUAUAUGGAAGGGAACUUAUACCAGCUCAUGAAGGCCCGCGACCACAAGGCCCUCGAUAACGGAAGCGUCAAGAGUAUCAUGUUCCAAAUUAUGCAGGGUCUUGAGCACAUACACGCACACCACUUCUUCCAUCGCGACAUCAAGCCUGAGAACAUUCUCGUAACCACAUCUGGACACCAGGACUCUGUUAAUUCGUUUAGGCGGUAUUCGGCUUUAAUGACACCGCCUUCUACACCUCCGGCAUACACAGUAAAAAUCGCAGAUUUCGGCCUAGCACGGGAAACGCAUUCCAAAUUACCGUAUACCACAUAUGUAUCAACCAGAUGGUACCGUGCUCCCGAAGUUUUGCUGCGGGCCGGCGAAUACUCGGCUCCAGUGGAUAUCUGGGCUGUCGGUGCUAUGGCUGUGGAAAUUGCAACUUUAAAGCCGCUCUUCCCCGGAGGUAAUGAAGUAGAUCAAGUUUGGAGAGUUUGUGAGAUCAUGGGAAGUCCUGGUAAUUGGUACAACAAGUCGGGUGCUCGCGUAGGAGGAGGAGAUUGGAGGGAAGGUACACGAUUGGCCGGCAAACUAGGCUUUUCUUUCCCCAAGAUGGCCCCGCACGCGAUGGACACGAUACUUCAAUCUCCUCAAUGGCCUGCCUCUCUCAGUCAGUUUGUGACGUGGUGUCUUAUGUGGGAUCCAAAGGCUAGGCCGACGUCGACUCAAGCAUUGGCUCACGAAUACUUCACGGAUGCGGUUGAUCCGUUGCGACCUAAGUCGUCUGCGUCCAGAAUACUUGGCCGCAAACAAUCCGACAUAGGGCGUGGAAAGGAUUCCGGUUCUACGACGCCAGCUUCAUCGAAGCCGUCAUGGUUUAGAAAGUCGUUGAUCGGUCGAAACGAUAGCUCGGACGCUUCAACUGCCCCGGUUAGCGUAAAAGACAUAGUAGCUGCACCACGUCCGUCGCCCAUUCAUUCGCCGGAAGUAAAUGACGCUGCAGCUGCCAAAUCUCGACCUGCUCCAGGUAAGCGAACCACGUGGAACAAUGGCCCAUCCAACGUUGCGCCGAUGCCAAUCCUGCCCACGAUUCGGCCCAUCUCACCUCUUUCAGAUGCUGUUACUGCCCAGGCGUCAAACCGAGCUCCAUCUUACAACGAUUCCUAUGCCAGUAGAAGUCAACGUGCUAUGGAGGAGAAGACGGCCAAAAAGAUUGGCCGACAACUAUCUGUACAGUCGGGUACGAAUCAUUAUGCUGAGAUACAUCGGCAACAGGCUGAGCGCGCCCUAAAUGGCACUGGUGGGCUUGCAUCGCCCCCAAGUGGACACAAGGAAAGUUUCUUCUCCCAUCUUCGGAAGCGGGCGAGGAGAUUCUCUGGCCGGCAUCAAACUCCAGUGUCGCCGACGAAUGACGAAGACGUUGAAGCACAGGCGGGUUGUGGGCCUUGGGCUAGUAAUAGGUCUUCCAUGGUUAUCGAUCAACAUGGUUCAACUACCAAGGUAGACAACUAUGAAUCGCUAGACAGGACUUUGCGAGACCCUCAUGACUUGGGUGUUCCCGCACCACCCAUUCACAUGACCACAUCCAACGGAAACCUGAAACGACAUCACUCAUUACCGCAUCAACAACCCAGGUCUGUGGAUAAUCUUAUCGGAGCGGCCCGUACUACAGGACCAAUCUCCAGCAGAACAAGACGAGCACAGGCAACUCACGGCGUGCAAAGCGACGCAUUGGACGAAGAAGACGAGCUACUAGACGAAGUGCUGAACUCGACCCACCGCGCAAUGAAACGACUUGAGAAGGACGGAAAGGGUAAUCUACGUCAAUCAGCUAGUAACCUUGGGCUUUCGAAUCCAUACCCGACACCAUCGCCAUCCGCCAGUGGAAAUGUUAUACUGUUCGCGGAUGGGCAUGAGUCGGUGACGCCAAAACCAUUAGACUUGAACAAAAACUUGGGAAGAGAAGGCCAAUCGAAGUGGCCGACUCCCCCUUACGAUGAGAGCGAAUGGGCGUCGUCAGCAGCAGCAAGCAUUUGGGCUGCUGGUAAUAGGUUUUAA
Molecule: messenger RNA, 2379 nt
Organism: Hypoxylon fragiforme
Lineage: Eukaryota; Fungi; Ascomycota; Sordariomycetes; Xylariales; Hypoxylaceae
Product: kinase-like protein
Exons: 2
Coding region: 1-2379 (792 amino acids)
Biological process (GO): intracellular signal transduction; protein phosphorylation
Cellular component (GO): nucleus; cytoplasm
Molecular function (GO): protein serine/threonine kinase activity; ATP binding
Source: RefSeq, a predicted model, not a curated record